AUGACUUUCUUUUUCCUUGCUCGUUUGACUCCUCUUUCGGUUUUGCUGCAGCUCACUCUCGUCACUCUCCUGGCAACGGCCUAUUCCGCCUACGCUGGCGCUGUCUACGGCGGCUACGGCGCAGGUCUCGCCUACGGCCACGGUGUUGGUUACGGUGUCGGCUAUGGAGCCGGCCACGCUGUUGGACUCGGCUAUGGCGUAGGUCACGGUGUUGGUCUCGGCUACGGUGUUGGCCAUGGCCUCGGCUAUGGCCACGGUGCCGUCGUCGCCGCUGCCCCCGCUGUUGCCAAGGUUGCUGCUGUACCAGCUGCCCGCUCCUACACCUACCGUCAGGAUUCCUACGGCGCCCCAGUCGUUGCCCAUAGGGCUGUUGCCGUAGCUGCCCCAGCUGUCGCUAAGGUUGCUGCCCCAGCCUACGGUCUUGGAUACGGUGCUGGUCUUGCUUACGGUGCUGGUCUUGGUUACGGCGCCGGCUACGGCUACGGCCACGGUGCCGUCGUCGCUGCUGCCCCAGCUGUCGCUAAGGUUGCUGCCCCAGCCUACGGUCUCGGAUACGGUGCUGGUCUUGGUUACGGCGCCGGCUACGGCUACGGCCAUGGUGCCGUUGUCGCUGCUGCCCCAGCUGUCGCUAAGGUUGGUCUCGGCUAUGGCGCCGGUCUUGGCUAUGCCGGUUACGGUCACGGCCUUUACGGUGGUGCUAGCUACGGUCACGGUGUCUACGGCCACGGCCUCGGCUACGGCGCCGCUAAGGUCUACGGUUAA
Molecule: messenger RNA, 762 nt
Organism: Ornithodoros turicata
Lineage: Eukaryota; Metazoa; Arthropoda; Arachnida; Ixodida; Argasidae
Product: cuticle protein 64-like
Exons: 1
Coding region: 1-762 (253 amino acids)
Source: RefSeq, a predicted model, not a curated record